ACUGUAAUUGAUUGUGCAGCCAUGGUAAAGCUAGGACUGGUGGUGGUUGCGGCGAUUUGCUGUCUUGCUGCUAUUGAGGCUUUGCUAGCUCAACGCAGGCAAGGCAGCACAAACACUACAAACAGCGAAGUCCUAGAAGAAGUUAAAAACAAAUGCACACCGGGAAAGUUCUAUAAGAGGGGCUGCAAGAGGUGCUUCUGCGAUGACAAACAGAGGCCCGUUUGUGGAAGGAAUGGGGAUUGCAAGUUGGCUAAUAAGUAUCCAACAAAGCCCAGCUUCCUCCGCUCCUACUCUUUCUCAGAGCUCCAGCAAUUGCCAUCACUACCACACCAGUCAUCAAACUGCACACCCGGAGUCUCUUAUCGAGUCGACUGUGACGCAUGCAUUUGCCUUGCAAAUAAGAAUCUUAUGUGUAACGAUCUGCUGUGCCCAAGUUAUGAAGAUAUUAAUAGGAUUCUGGCUAAAGAUAUGACUGGAAAUAAAUGUUCAGUGGGCAGAAACAAGACCGAGGAUUGCAUCUCAUGUUCUUGUAUUAAUGGCAUACUUAAGUGUGAAGCCCAAUCAAACUGCAUUCCAAACGGGAGAAGAGACAUUCAGUAUGAACCACCUCUGGACCUGGAUGUUAAGGAGAACCGCCAGUGUUCGAAAGGAAUGGUUUAUAAACGCGACUGCAACCGCUGCUACUGCCAGAAGGACAACACCCUCCGCUGCACCCUGAUGCGGUGCUUAAAGCACACCGAGGUGCAACGGCUGAAGAAGCUGCGCACGCAACUGGAGAGGGACGGGCUUUAA
Molecule: messenger RNA, 792 nt
Organism: Cydia strobilella
Lineage: Eukaryota; Metazoa; Arthropoda; Insecta; Lepidoptera; Tortricidae
Exons: 5
Coding region: 22-792 (256 amino acids)
Molecular function (GO): peptidase inhibitor activity
Source: RefSeq, a predicted model, not a curated record